Molecule: messenger RNA, 561 nt
Organism: Paramecium tetraurelia
Lineage: Eukaryota; Ciliophora; Oligohymenophorea; Peniculida; Parameciidae
Exons: 3
Biological process (GO): CDP-choline pathway
Molecular function (GO): choline-phosphate cytidylyltransferase activity; phosphatidylcholine binding
Source: RefSeq, a predicted model, not a curated record
AUGAACAAAGAAGAAAAAUAAGUACGUGUUUAUGCAGAUGGAGUUUAUGAUAUGUUUCAUUAUGGACAUGCACGCCAAUUAGAGCAAUGCAAGAAGCUUUUUCCUAACACUUAUUUGAUAGUUGGAGUGUGUUCUUAAGAGGAUGUUGAGAAAUUUAAAGGAAAAUCUGUAAUGGAUGGAUACUAAAGAACUGAGAGUGUAAAACACUGUAAAUGGGCUGAUGAGGUUGUCUAUCCUGCUCCAUGGAUAAUAGAUGAGAAAUUCCUAAAUGAUCAUCGUAUCGAUUAUGUUGCUCAUGAUGAUAUCCCAUAUUAGACUGCAGAUGUGGAUGAUGCUUAUGCUUUGUGCAAGAAACUUGGAAAAUUUAAGGCAACUAAAAGGACUGAAGGGAUAUCAACUACUGAUAUUAUUGGAAAGAUCUUGAAGGACAGACACAAAUAUCUAAAAAGGAAUAUUGAGAGAGGGAUGAGUAGACAGGAAUUAGGUAUGGGAUUGUGGGAAUAUUAUUAAUUAAAAUAUGAUUGGUUAUUUUGCUAAGGGAGAAAAAGAAAACAAGAUUGA